AUGUUGUAUUGGGGCUAUGAGAAGGAUGGGCUUAUAAUAAAUGAUCUCUAUCGGUUGAUUAGGAAAAUAGGCUGUGGAUCCUUUGGAGUUAUAUACCUGGGUGUGAAUCAGAAGAAUGGAGAGGAAGUUGCUGUGAAAGUAGAGAGGAAUUCUGCGCGACAUCGACAAUUGGUAUAUGAAAGCAAAAUCUAUCGUAUUCUUAACGGUGGCAUAGGCAUUCCUCGCUUAAGGUGGUGUGGAAGUCAGUUCGAUCACUACUUUUUGGUGAUGGAUUUACUGGGACCGAGUCUCGAGGAUUUGUUUUUGUUCUGCGCUAGACGUUUUACCAAUAAGACGGUGCUUAUGCUUGCCGACCAAAUGCUGUCCCGUGUUGAAUUUCUUCAUCGGCGGUGUUUCGUCCACAGGGACAUUAAACCUGAUAAUUUUCUCAUGGGGAUUGGUCGUCAUUGCAACAAGCUUUAUAUAAUUGAUUAUGGUCUAGCAAAACGCUAUUGUUCCUGGAACAAAGGGCGACAUAUUGAAUAUAGGUUGAAUUCGUAUUGUAUUUCUAUUGUUCUUAGGGAUGAUAAGAACCUUACAGGGACUGCAAGAUACGCGAGUAUCAAUGCACACCUUGGAAUAGAACAAUCUCGAAGGGAUGAUUUGGAGUCUCUUGGUUAUGUACUUAUGUAUUUUAAUCGUGGAAGUCUACCGUGGCAAGGUCUGCGGGGAAAUACAAAACGCCAAAAGUAUGAAAGGAUAAGUGAAAAGAAAAUUUCAACACCGGUGGAAACACUCUGCAAAGGCUUUCCAGCUGAAUUUGCUAUGUACCUGAAUUAUUGUCGUAGCCUUCAGUUUGAUGAAGCUCCAGAUUACUUGUACCUCCGCCAGCUCUUCCGCAUUCUCUUUCGGACUCUCGGGCACAAAUUUGAUUUCCUUUUCGAUUGGACACUAUUGAAAAGGCAUUCCGAGAAGCCAGGGGCCUCGACCGCUGGUGGAGCUGUUGCCGGUCCCGCAGAGAAUCUCGUCGAGCCCCCUAAGACAUCGCAGACCAAUGAAGCGAUGGCUACCAAUCCCAUCGAGUCCAAGUCCGCUCAAGUCGACAACCUAACAGGUGUGCCUUCUGGUAAUAAUACUCCCCCGGUGGGGGAUAACACCCUACUCGCCGAUCUGAUCGAUAAAGCCAUCAAAUCGUAUAUGGACAGUUUAAGAGCUUGA
Molecule: messenger RNA, 1197 nt
Organism: Hydatigera taeniaeformis
Lineage: Eukaryota; Metazoa; Platyhelminthes; Cestoda; Cyclophyllidea; Taeniidae
Source: the annotation of a GenBank genome assembly